AUGAAGAAGUGGAACGAAUCUUCGAGGACAGAGUUCUUCUUAGUUGGGUUGUUUGCCCACCUCCCUCAUCCGGGGCUGCUUGUCUCCACCCUUUCGAUAGUUUAUCUGCUGGCCCUGGCCGGCAACAGCCUCAUGAUCCUCCUCAUCCGGAUGGACUCCCGCCUCCAUACCCCUAUGUACCUCUUCCUCAGCCAGCUCUCCCUAAUGGACCUGCUCCUCACCUCAGUCGUGGUCCCCAAGGUGCUCAUCGACUACCUCCUGAACACCAAUACGAUCACCCCCGUGGGCUGUGGGGUCCAGAUGUUCCUCGUGAUGGCCCUUGGAGGAGGCGAAGGUCUCCUCUUGGGUUUCAUGUCCUAUGACCGCCACAUCGCCAUCUGCCACCCUCUCCGCUACCCUCUCCUGAUGCCUCGGGACAAGUGCCGGAGGAUGGGAAUCGGGGCAUGCGUGGGGGCUGCCGCGGUUUCUCUCUUUAAUACCGUCCUCACCAUGUGUUUGCCUUACUGCGGACCCCGGAAAGUCCACCACUUUCUCUGCGAAAUGCCGGCCCUGCUCAAGCUGGCCUGUGUCGACGUGUCCAUCUAUGAGCCGGCUGUCUUUGUCAUCUGCAGCAUCGUGAGCCUCAUCCCUUUCUUACUUAUUCUGGCCUCCUAUGCCCACAUCCUGCUCACCGUCCUGCAGAAGCCCUCGACAGGAGGAUGGAGGAAGCAUUCCCCAGAGGAAGAUAACAUCCUGGCGGUGUUCUAUACGGUCUUCACCCCCAUGCUGAACCCUCUCAUCUACAGUCUCCGGAAUAAAGAGGUCACCGGGGCCCUGAAGAAGCUCUUCCAAGAAUUUUGGGCCUAG
This is a messenger RNA of Tachyglossus aculeatus (Australian echidna), 846 nucleotides long. Its product is annotated as olfactory receptor 2T2-like. Bases 1 to 846 code for a protein of 281 amino acids. The transcript is spliced from 2 exons. Gene Ontology annotation, molecular function: G protein-coupled receptor activity; olfactory receptor activity. The record is from RefSeq and is a predicted model, not a curated record. Gene Ontology annotation, cellular component: membrane. NCBI's taxonomy places the organism in Eukaryota, Metazoa, Chordata, Mammalia, Monotremata, Tachyglossidae. Gene Ontology annotation, biological process: G protein-coupled receptor signaling pathway.